Aphanomyces astaci is the source of this 2430-nucleotide messenger RNA. RefSeq lists its product as hypothetical. The record is from RefSeq and is a predicted model, not a curated record. The transcript has a single exon. The coding region runs from base 27 to 2261 and encodes 744 amino acids. NCBI's taxonomy places the organism in Eukaryota, Oomycota, Saprolegniomycetes, Saprolegniales, Verrucalvaceae.
AGUUUGAAAUCUUCCGUGUAUAUUUGAUGUCGAAGGGUCGAUCGCGCGGCGGCAUCGCAACAUGGGUCCUUGUCCUGUCGAUGCUCCUUGCCAUGAUCACGAUGGAUGUCACGGUCGCCGAGGAAGCCCCAACGUCGACGUGGACGCACAAACACGUGCAUGAGUUUGCCACGAUAGCACAAACGCGAGCGUCCGAGAUGGAGACGUCCAAGAAGCUGUGGAUAGCCUUGUACGGCGCCCGAGACGACCCGAUAUUGUCCGUGUUGGAUCAAGUAGGCGCCGAGUUGUCGUAUGCUGUAUCGUUUGCAUGGAUCUCAGCGGACGUGGCUCAGUCGUAUGGUCUCCAGGCGGCAACGCCUCCAAUUUUGAUCUUGUUUCGCGACGAACCAAAGUUGAACCCGUACCAAAAACGCAUGUAUCGGACGUUGGAAUUAGCGCAUCAGUUUCCAUCGCGCCUGGACGUCCGCGGCGUAAAGCGAGUCGUGCGGGACAAGGCGCCGUCCGCGGUGCUUACGUCCUGGCAAGACGACGACAUUGCGUGGGGCGUUUCCACCGAUGCCACCACGACCGCCGACUCAACAAAUCCCCCUCGCGUCAUCCUUGUGACGAAGAAAUCCUCGCCGUCGUUGCUGUACAAGUCACUCUCGAUCGAGUUUCCAUCGUUACGCUUUUUUGCGUUAGCGGAAUCACCGGCGGUCCUCGACCAGUUCCAAGUCUCGUCCGUGCCGUCGCUGCUCGUUGGCCCCUCGUCAUCUUCUCUCACGUUGUUUCAAGAAAGCGACGGCGACAUCACCAACGUCCACGACCUGCGGCGGUUCCUGCUGCCGCAUGUGCCCCAGAAUGCCGACCCUUCCUCCACAGCAGCGUCAUCCUCGUCGUUGUGGCUCAGCCGCGACGAGCUCGACGUGGCCGUGCGAAACACUUCCGCGGCAUGGCUCGUCGUAAUACAGUCUAAAUCGUCACCCAAUGUCGUCGAUCCGUCCUCGGACGAGUGGACACACACAAUCGCCGACCUUGAGCGCAAAGUUGGCGUUGAUCUGAUCCGCGUCGCAAUGGUCGACAUUCCUUCUUCUCCCUCCUCCUCCCACGGCAUCUUCACCGUGCCCUACGGUCCGUCCGUGUCCCUGGAGAAGGCCCCAUCCGCCGCGUCGCUUUCGGGCGUUGCGAAGCAACUCGUCGCGAGUUUACCCGAUGCCACGGCGGCGCUGUACGGCCCGUCCGACAUCCAGGCGUUCUUUGGCCGCAUGAUAACCACCCCCAACACGAUCAGCUUUGUCCUCUUCACCGCCAAACAAGACACGCCGGUGAUGGUGCAAGCCCUGGCGCUGUCGUUUCCGUCUCAAGUCCACGUCGGCGUCGUGUUUCAUCCCGACGACCAGACCAAACAACAGUUUGGAUUGAGCAAAUUGCCCGCGAUGGUGGCCGUCAUGUCCCCGCGCGACCCGUCCGUGCCGCGCGAUCAGUUCUCCAUGACGUUCUACGACAAGAAGCUCAUGGGGCCGCCAACAUAUGCCAACGUCCGUCGAUUUCUCGACCAGGUCGUGCAAGCGUACGUCGUACCCACCAACGAGCCAGCCAAAAACGCUGGAAAACAAAAGCCAGUAGUACACCCCGUGACGUCCCAAGCCGAGUUUACCCACGCCUGCACGUCGUUGUGUGUCGUGGGGUUCACGAACGGGCCGUCGGACGUGUCGACUGGCGCCAUUUUGAACGACGUGGCAGCCAAGAACCAACAUCCGCUCCAGUUUAUCACGGUGGAUGCAGUGUGCCAGCGCGAGUUUGCCGCGGCCCUGGGCGCGGACGCGUGGCAGAUCCCGACGAUCGUAGUCUAUUCCCCUGGCAAACGGCGCUAUGUCCGCCAUGUGGGGGGGCUAGAUGUGGACGCCACGCUCGCUUUUGUGCAGAGUGUGCUGUCGGGCAAGACCAAGACGAUCCCGCUGUCCACGGCGCCGGCGUUGGCAGAAGAAUGCGCGGGGAGGGCAGAGGACGAAGAUGCGGUGGUUAGCAACGACGACAACGAAGAUGAUGGAGACGUGGAGGACAUGCUGCGAGAAAUCCGGGAAGAAGAGCUCAAGCAAGCCGAGCUGCGAAAGCGACAGCUCCACGAAGAAGCCGAGGCGCGGAAACUCGCCCAAGCGGCGGCUGACGCCGCCGCCGCCGCCUCCAAAGCCAAAGAAAAGAAAAAGAAAACGACCAAAGCCUCGAAAGGCAAAAAGAAACGCGUGAAAACGCCGACCACACCUACGAAGGACGAAUUGUAAUUAGGUUCUAGUUCGAUGACGAGACUGGUAGUACUACUUAGUACUUUAGUAGUGCUAUAGAACUGGCUGAAGUUUGUGCUUGCAAUCAAAGUCAAAUAUAUUAAUGCAUACCAGUACUAUAAAUAGCACAAUUAAUAGUUGUAAAUAAUCAAGGACGAUGUACCAUUUC